GGUAGAUGUUCCUGUCUGACCUCUUCUACUUCCUUUCUUGUGGCGGCCGUCGAGUAAAAUGGCAAAGAUCAAGGCCAGAGAUCUGCGCGGGAAGAAGAAGGAGGAGCUGCUGAAGCAGCUGGAUGACCUGAAAGUGGAACUUUCCCAGCUUAGAGUGGCUAAGGUCACGGGUGGUGCUGCCUCCAAACUUUCAAAGAUUCGUGUUGUGCGCAAGUCCAUUGCCAGAGUUCUUACCGUCAUCAACCAGACCCAGAAGGAGAAUCUGAGGAAGUUCUACAAGGGGAAGAAGUACAAGCCUCUGGACCUGAGGCCAAGAAAGACUCGCGCUAUCCGCCGGCAGCUCACCAAGCACGAGCAGGGCCUCAUGACCAAGAAGAUGCAGAGAAGGUCACGCCUGUACUCCAUGCGCAAAUUUGCUGUCAAGGCUUAAGGCUGUGUGUUGUUCUUGAAUAAAAUGCCCCACCCCUGGACAAAGA
Messenger RNA from Ictalurus furcatus (blue catfish), 476 nucleotides. It is a transcript of the gene rpl35, whose product is annotated as ribosomal protein L35. The transcript is spliced from 4 exons. Lineage: Eukaryota; Metazoa; Chordata; Actinopteri; Siluriformes; Ictaluridae. Gene Ontology annotation, cellular component: ribosome; cytosolic large ribosomal subunit. Bases 59 to 430 code for a protein of 123 amino acids. Gene Ontology annotation, molecular function: structural constituent of ribosome; mRNA binding. The record is from RefSeq and is a predicted model, not a curated record. Gene Ontology annotation, biological process: maturation of LSU-rRNA from tricistronic rRNA transcript (SSU-rRNA, 5.8S rRNA, LSU-rRNA); translation.